Sander lucioperca (pikeperch) is the source of this 3296-nucleotide messenger RNA. Its product is annotated as ankyrin repeat and SOCS box protein 13-like. The record is from RefSeq and is a predicted model, not a curated record. Lineage: Eukaryota; Metazoa; Chordata; Actinopteri; Perciformes; Percidae. Bases 338 to 1180 code for a protein of 280 amino acids. The transcript is spliced from 6 exons. Gene Ontology annotation, biological process: positive regulation of protein catabolic process; protein ubiquitination. Gene Ontology annotation, molecular function: protein binding.
UCUUUGAUGUAAGAAGUCUUACAAAAUCAACUUCUUUAGCCUUAGGUGGAAUUGGAAAAAGCAGUAACUUAACUACAAAGUUACUGGUGUAUUUUUUCCAACAUGUGUUUUCUCUUUAAGGGUGAUGGGGAAACAAACUGAAGUGAGAAUAAUGUAUUAGUGCAUUGUUUUAGUGUAAAAACUACAAAUCCCAGCAUGCGCUUUGAGUUCCAGUUAUGUCACGUGACUCCCGCGGCAUGUAAACAUUAAACGACGCGGCUGGUUACAAACAUCUCGUGUCUUUGCGUCUGCUUUAACGUUGUUACUUUAUCCCGGAGACGGAGUAAAAAAAGACAGGAUGGAAAUUGAAAAGGCUCGUCCAUAUUUCUUUGGAGACAUCGGCUGCUGGUCAGAGAGAACAGAGGUGCACAAGGCGGCGUCCCUCGGCCAGACCUCCCAGCUGCAGCGUCUCAUCCAAAGCGGAGCUUCAGUCAAUGUGGUGGCAGUGGACUCCAUCACGCCGCUGCACGAGGCCUGCGUCCGCGGACAGGCCCAGUGUGUCCGGCUGCUGCUGGAUGCUGGAGCCCAGGUGGAUGCGAGGAACGUAGACGGGAGCACCCCGCUGUGUGACGCCUGUUCGGCUGGUAGUUUGGAGUGUGUUAGGCUCCUGCUGGAUCAUGGCGCCAAGACCAACCCCGCCCUCACCUCCCGCACGGCCUCGCCCCUCCACGAGGCCUGCAUGGGAGGAAACUCUGACUGUGUGAAGCUCCUGAUUGCCAUGGGUGCUUGCCUGGAGGCGUACGACCUUUACUACGGGACCCCGCUACAUGUGGCUUGUGCUAACGAACACACAGACUGUGUUAAAGAGCUGCUCAAUGCAGGUGCUAAAGUGAAUGCAGCCAGGCUACAUGAGACUCCGCUGCACCACGCUGCUAAAAACACGCGGGUUGAGAUGGUAAAGAUACUGGUGGAGUUCGGGGCAAACAUCUACGCCCGAGAUCAGCACAACAGGAAACCUGUGGAUUACACCACGCCCGGCUCUCCCUCUGCAACCUGCCUACACUUUUACGAGACCACCCCCAUGAACCUGCAGCAGCUCAGCAGGAUGGCAAUGAGGAAGACGCUGGGCACCAGAGCUCUGGAGGUCAUCGGUCAACUCAACGCACCAAAACUCAUCAUCAGCUACCUCUGCUAUCAGUGAGUGGCACCCAGAGGACGACCAGUUGGAGCAAUGUUCAGAAGAGCCCGGGAAUGUUCAAAGAGCUGCUGCACAGAUGGGAGAAAAAAACAGCAAAGGUGCCACUGCGUUAGACAUGAUUAUAGUAGACACACUGUUUAGUCAUAAGCACAAUGCUUCUCUUCAAAGCUGCACUUUGACCUCAAGACUUGGCAAGUUAAAAGUACCAGUGGGGCCGAGACAGAGAGGAGUAUCCCAGCUCCUCUGUUGGAACUGUUGAAGUUCUGGAUUUGCCCAAAAUGAAAUUCAUUCAUUGUGUUCACACUCUAUUGACUUGUCGUUCGGUUCCAGAUGUGGAUCGUGGAUCCGGACUUUGAGAAGCCCCCGUCUGUGAUGCAAACAUACUGAUACAUGCUGACACAGGAAAUGAUAAUCCUAAAAUAGAAACCCAAAUUGUCUCCUUAACAGCCACUUCUUGUGGAAAAAAGCUGCUCUCACCACAGCUCCCUUUUGGUUUCCUUCACUGUAAACUAUCACGGUCACUAGCUUGGGUUGAUAAACAUGAGUACGCCGUGAUAAGAUGAUUUUAAAUUUCUUUGCAGCAAAGUGCAGCAGAUAAAAGUCUUAAACAGCAUUUCAUGUUUGAAUAAAUAGAAGCGUAACUUGCACUACAAGAAAAGACUGUACUUCUAAUAUGAGAGAUCAUUUUAGAUGUUUUUUUUCCAUUUGAACUAGAGAACAAGUGUCAAAGCUCAGGGAGAGGAAGAAGACAAAUGGCAUGGUUUUUAGUAGAGAUGGUCCGAUACCGAUUCCGAUACCUGAACUUGCUUAUCGGCUGAUACUGAGUAAUGAUCUAUACCAGUGUGUCAUAUAUUUUAUUAUGUUUUAACAGCUGUACACUACUAUCCCUGUAUGGAUGUGAUAUGAUUUCUAUUUUUGUUGUACGGCCUGGCUCGGGUUGAACUUUUGAUGAAACAUGAACAAACUCGAACAAUGAACGCCGUAGAACUUUCUUUGAUUAUCCAUUUUGACAGUCAGUCAUAACGGAAAAAGAACACAAAUAAAGUACUUUAAAGUAGAUUUUCUUCUGGGUUAAAUUACGUGGUACCGGUGCAUAAACUGCAGUACUUUCAGAUACCGAUACCAACAUUUUAGGCGGUAUCGGAGGCUUUUCAGAUGUUUGUAUCAGGAUCAGAACAUCUCUAGUUUUUUGGCAACGGAGGCAACAUCAGUAGUCAGUUUUUUACUCAACUAAAGGUUUCUGGAUUGAAUCCUGGACUUGCCGAGGAAGUGAAUGCACGUCACCAAACUCGCCGGCGUACCGUAAAUUCUGAGUAGCAGUUAAAAUGUGAAAUAAUUGAGACAUCGCGUGCUCAGUCAACAUUCCCUGGAGAACAAAUGGCUGUUCCCUUUUAAAAAUGUAACAUCCAGAGGAAUACCAAGCAGUGCUGCUGUCACAGCGGCACUCAGUGAAGCUCUCCAGAUGCUGCUUGGCUUCAUCUCAGAUUCCUGUGAUUCACCCCCCGCGCCUAGAGAAAGCCUUUUGUUUAAUACAGACACCAACGUUUCAAGGAGACCGCGAUCCUGGCUGCCUAUUUAUAGUUUCGCUAAAUCUGCCUACAGAGAUUGGACCCAGAGGUCUUAGUAUUUUUAGAAGGAAGUACAGGAAGUUAUUUAUGAAUUCCAUAAAGGGCUUCAGAUUGCUGUAUUGGCUGUCUUCUCAGUUGACCUGUUUUGGAAGUUUUUUCCAUUAUGAUUAACAAUUUUUCACAUUUACAACAUGAACACAUCCCCUUCCCCCCUCCUUCCCUCUCUCCUCCUUCCCAUGGAGCGUUCCCUUUAAAGACUUAAAAUACCUGACCCUGAUACAUACAGUAGCUGAUAGCUUUCUACUUCUGGCUCCUCAACAGCAGAAGGGACUGGAAAAAAAAACAGAGAGGAGAAUAGGACAGGUAUGCAGGGAAUGUACAGUUAUCUAAGAUGAGAAAUUAUCCUUUGCUCCAAAAUAGGAAUGUUGAACUUCAGGUUGAGGAACAGAGUGGUUGGCUUGUUUUGAAACCUUCCCUCCUGGUACGUUAGAUUAAACGGCACUGGCUGUUCUUUUUGUGUAAGAAUUGUCACAUUAAAGGGAAUAAAGUCA